GCGGCCUCAAUGCGCGCUGCAUUGUGGGGAGUGGUCCUUUUCCUGCAGCUACAGAAAUGGCCCGGGGUCCAAAGAAGCACCUGAAGCGCCUGGCGGCUCCCCGGCAUUGGAUGCUGGAUAAACUGACUGGAGUAUUUGCUCCCCGUCCAUCUACUGGUCCACACAAGCUCCGUGAGUGUCUCCCCCUCAUCAUUUUCCUCAGAAAUCGUCUGAAGUACGCUUUGACUGGUGAUGAGGUGAAGAAGAUCUGUAUGCAGAGAUUCAUCAAAAUUGAUGGCAAAGUCCGUACUGAUGUGACUUACCCAACUGGAUUCAUGGAUGUGAUCAGCAUUGAUAAAACAAGUGAACAUUUCCGUCUGAUCUAUGACACCAAGGGUCGUUUUGCAGUGCACCGAAUUACAGCUGAGGAGGCCAAGUAUAAGCUGUGCAAAGUAAGAAAGAUUCGAGUGGGCACCAAGGGAAUUCCUCACCUCGUUACGCAUGAUGCACGAACCAUUCGCUAUCCGGAUCCUCUGAUUAAGGUCAAUGACACUGUGCAGAUUGAUCUGGAUACUGGCAAGAUCACAGACUUCAUCAAGUUUGAUACAGGUAUCUGGAUUAUGGUGGCAGUAAAUUGAAUGGCGUUCUUGUUC
Messenger RNA from Rhincodon typus (whale shark), 632 nucleotides. It is a transcript of the gene rps4x, whose product is annotated as ribosomal protein S4 X-linked. Gene Ontology annotation, molecular function: RNA binding; structural constituent of ribosome. Lineage: Eukaryota; Metazoa; Chordata; Chondrichthyes; Orectolobiformes; Rhincodontidae. Bases 57 to 617 code for a protein of 186 amino acids. Gene Ontology annotation, cellular component: ribosome; cytosolic small ribosomal subunit. The transcript is spliced from 5 exons. Gene Ontology annotation, biological process: translation. The record is from RefSeq and is a predicted model, not a curated record.